Molecule: messenger RNA, 2286 nt
Organism: Patella vulgata (common limpet)
Lineage: Eukaryota; Metazoa; Mollusca; Gastropoda; Patellidae
Product: WW domain-binding protein 11
Exons: 15
Coding region: 94-1911 (605 amino acids)
Biological process (GO): mRNA cis splicing, via spliceosome
Cellular component (GO): spliceosomal complex
Source: RefSeq, a predicted model, not a curated record
UAUCACGUGACAAAUGGCGUCGAAUAGUGCUUGUUAAAAAAUAUUUUGUAAAUAAAUCCAUUUUUCAGCAAGUAGCUAUUCUAAAUAUUAAUCAUGGGAAGAAGAUCUAUAAAUACCACGAAAAGUGGAAAAUAUAUGAACCCAACUGAUCAAUUCAGAAAGGAAGCAAGAAAAAGGGAGUUAAAAAAGAAUAAAAAACAGAGAUUUCUGGUGAGACAUGCAGUGUUAAAAGGAAAGGAUCCCAUGAAGUUGUUACAAGAAAUGGAAGUGAUAGAUAAAAUGGAGUAUAAUCCUAUUGAAGCCCCAUCACUAAAUGAAAAGGUUCUUCGUGAUAAAAGGAAAAAAUUAUUGGAGACAUUUGUCAGAGUUUUGCGAUUGUAUGAUAAAGAAAAUCCCGAGUAUUGUAUUGAGUUAAAGAAAGCACAAGCAGAAUAUGAAAAGAAACGCCUACAGAUGCAUUUAUACUAUGAACAGGUAAAAAGUGCAGAGAGAGUACAACUAAAUGAAAUUCCUCUACCCGAUGCCCCAGUUGAACCCAGUGAAGCACCAGGUAUGAUUCCACUACCAAAUGAAAUUCCUUUACCAGGUAUCGGAGGCAAAUCAAUAACAGGAAUAUUAAAGAAAAGUUCAGCGUAUGGACCUGGUAAUCUCUAUAACACAUCUUUCAUGGAUAAUCUGAAAUUAAAACGAAAACAGAAACCCCCAGGUCCUCCUCCCGGUCCUCCUCCUGAACUAAGUGACAGUGAAGAUGAAGAAUAUGACCCAGAAAAAGCUAUAGAAGCAGUAGUUGAAGCACCUGUACAUACUAUAGCUGUACCACCACCAUCAGUUAUCCCUGUACCAUCAUCUAUAGAACUUCCACCACCUGUUUCAUUAGAUAAAGCUAAACCCCGUAAAAUCCGUUUUGCUGAUGGUCGUGAAGAAGAUGACAGUGAGAAGGAUACCAGAUUAACGUUUAAAAAUAAAAAAGGUGGUGGUGUUACUCCAUUACAAGCAAAAAUGUUACAACUAGCUGGUCAAGAUCCAACAAAAUUCGAAAAAUCUGGUCGGAAAAGACGCCAUUCGUCAGAUGAAGAUGAUUCUGACGAUGAAGAAGUUAUAUCCUCACAUAGUGAUGCUACAACAAAUAAACAACAUUCUAUGGAAGAUAUUCGACCUCCCGGUGUUGAUGAUGACAGUGAUGAAGAGAAGGAACCGUCCAAAGACCCUAAACCAUCUGGUCCCCCAGGAGCUCCGCCAGGUGCUCCACCCGGUCUACCACCAGGUGCUCCCCCCGGCCUACCACCAGGUGUUCCUCCAGGUCCUCCUCCAGGAGCUCCUCCAAUGUUCAUGCGACCUCCACCAUUACGUGGUGGUGUGCCUGGAGCUCCACCAAGACUGCUACCACCAGGUCCUCCUCCAGGUCGACCUCAUGGAUUACCACCUGGCCCUCCACCAGGAUUACCUCCCAGUUUACGAGGUUUACCACCCAGGUUACCACCUGCACCGCCAGGUGUACCUCCAAGAAUGUUACGUCCUCCUGGUGGACCACUUGGUAUUCCAUUACCUGGAGGACCACCACCACCUCACAUGAUGAUGCAUCCAAAUAAUCCUAAUGUACUCAGUGCACCACCCAGUAUCAUGAAAUUACCACAGAAAAUGCACGAUGAAGACAAGUCUCAUAUGGCAACUAUUGAAGCUAAACCUCAGAUUAAAAAUGUUAUGGGUGAUGUAACACGAUUUAUGCCUACAGCACUGAAAAUUAAACGUAUUGGUAAAGACCAGAGAGGAAGAUUAAAGGCGCCAAGUAACGAAGACAACAAACGUGUAUUGGGUAGUCAUGCAAUACCUACUCCACUUGUUGCUACACAAACUAAAACUAAAGAUGAUGCUUAUGAUCAGUUUAUGAAAGAAAUGGCAGGUUUAUUAUGAGAACAGGUUUCAACAGAGCAGAGGAUGAUUUAGUGUCGGAGAACAGGACACUCUAAAAAUAAAUCUUAUUAUGGUAAACAAUCUGUGGAUGUCUAAUAUAAUUUUUGUGAUUUGUAAAAAAGAAAAGAUAAAUUCUAAAUUUUAAUGUCAUAAAAAGAUACUAUAAAACAGCCAUGGAGAUUUGUAUUACAAGAUUUAUUAUGAUAUUUUAACGUUGCCAUGGUUUUAUUUAAUUUAAAUAUUGAAAUAGACCUACCCGUGAAAACAGUAUGUUACUGUAUGAGAAUGAAGUAUGAAAGAUUUAUUGAGUUUAAUAAUAUUUGUAUAUGUACAUAAUAAAAUAUUAAAUAAAUGUAAUAUCUCUGUACUAUUAGA